Molecule: messenger RNA, 3186 nt
Organism: Hipposideros armiger (great roundleaf bat)
Lineage: Eukaryota; Metazoa; Chordata; Mammalia; Chiroptera; Hipposideridae
Gene: TPBG
Product: trophoblast glycoprotein
Exons: 4
Coding region: 680-1933 (417 amino acids)
Biological process (GO): negative regulation of canonical Wnt signaling pathway
Cellular component (GO): plasma membrane
Molecular function (GO): protein binding
Source: RefSeq, a predicted model, not a curated record
CUGUAACUGUCCAAGACGUGCGGGGGCUGGACAGGUGCACGAAUCAGGGUGAAUUCCACGAGAUUCACUAGCGGUUUUGUUCGCAUCCAAGGAGGAGGCGCGCAGCCCAGAUCCCCUGCAGUCUAGUAUCUCAAAUCGCUCAGCUGAGGGCUGCCAAGGUUGGCCGCGCAAUCGGAGAAGUCCCUCUGGCCAGCCUGGCCCUCCCCCGACCCCCGGAUUGGUUUUUCCCAGCCGCGGAGGUUGGGCCUGUGGCUGGGGUGCGAGGACAGUCGGCGCCCCGCAUCGCAUCGCGGAGCCGGGAAGUCGCUGGGACUCUGGUGGGACUCCGACUUGUGUCUGGAGGUGGUGGACACAGAGGUCCUGCAGCGGAUCCUGUGCGAGGCGCCGACAAAAGAGGCGAGGAGGUGCCACCCCGGGGCGGCAGCUGGAAGAGGAGCUGAGCGUCCUGACGCGCUGUGCGUACUUUCUGGAGGGAAGGGGCGGGGGAAACGGCCCCGGUAGGGGGACGCCCGGCGGUGAGGGGGGUUAGCCAAGUUCUGGCUGUGGCGUUCCUCCGCGGCUCCCAGAAGAGGAAAGUUUUCUUCAGACGCUUUCGGCCGACCUGCGUCCUCCGGGCCCAGCUCCCGAGCCUUCGGAGCGGGCGCCGUCCCAGCCCAGCUCCGGGGAGACCCGUGCCGUGAUGCCUGGGGGGUGCACCCGGGGCCCCGCCGCCGGGGACGCGCGGCUGCGGCUGGCGCUGGUCCUACUGGGCUGGAUCUCAUCGUCCUCACUCACCUCAUCGGCGACCCCCUCCACCUCCUCCGCGCCGUUCCUGGCCUCCGCGGUGUCCGCCCAGCCCCCGCUGUCGGGCCAAUGCCCUCCGCCGUGUGAGUGUUCAGAGGCGGCGCGCACGGUCAAGUGCGUUAAUCGCAACCUGGCGGAGGUGCCAACGGACUUGCCCCCUUACGUGCGCAACCUCUUCCUCACCGGCAAUCAGCUGGCCGAGCUCCCGGCAGGCGCCUUCGCCCGCAGACCACCGCUGGCGGAGCUGGCGGCGCUCAACCUUAGCAGCAGCCAACUGAAGGUGGUGCACGCUGGCGCCUUCGAACAUCUGCCCAGCCUGCGCCAGCUCGACCUCAGCCACAACCCGCUGUGGGACCUCAGCCCCUUCGCUUUCUGGGGCAGCAACGCCAGCGUCUCGACCCCUAGCCCCCUGGUGGAACUGAUCCUGAACCACAUCGUGCCCCUUCCAGUCGAAUGGCAGAACCGGAGCUUGGAGGGUAUGGUGGCUGCGGCCCUACGAGCUGGUCAGGCGCUGCGCGGGCUCCGCCGCCUGGAGCUGGCCAGCAACAACUUCCUCUACCUACCCCGCGACGUACUGGCCCAACUGCCCAACCUCAGGCACCUGGACCUGCGCAACAACUCGCUGGUGAGCCUGACUUAUGUGUCCUUCCGCAACCUGACACACCUAGAAAGCCUCCACCUGGAGGACAACGCCCUCAAGGUCCUUCACAAUGGCACCCUGGCAGAGUUGCAAGGCCUGCCCCAAGUCAGGGUCUUCCUGGACAACAAUCCCUGGGUCUGUGACUGCCACAUGGUGGACAUGGUGGCCUGGCUCAAGGAGACAGAGGUAGUGCAGGGCAAAGCCAGGCUCACCUGUGCAUUCCCGGAAGAAAUGAGGAAUCGGGUCCUCUUGGAACUCAACAGCUCUGACCUGGACUGUGAUCCUAUCCUCCCUCCAUCCCUGCAGACUUCUUAUGUCUUCCUAGGUAUUGUUUUAGCCCUGAUAGGCGCCAUUUUCCUACUGGUUUUGUAUUUGAACCGCAAGGGGAUAAAAAAGUGGAUGCAUAACAUCAGAGAUGCCUGCAGGGAUCACAUGGAAGGGUAUCAUUACAGAUAUGAAAUCAAUGCAGACCCCAGGUUAACAAACCUCAGUUCUAAUUCGGAUGUCUGAGAAAAAUCCGAGGACAGAACAAGGACAGAUAUGCAUGAGAUGUAGACUUAAGCUUUAUCCCAUCCUAGGCUUGCUCCACCUCCACUCUCCACUACAGACACCACUGACCUUGACUAGAAGCAGUGAAAGGAAUUUGCUUCCUUGUCCUGUAAAGUUUCUUGGUGUGUUCUGUUAAUGUAAGAUGAUGAACAACUGCAUCGUCUUUUACCCUCUUCCUCGAACUCCUCAACACACGUGGAGGGAUUUUGCAGGUUUCAGCAUGAACAUGGACUCCUGGCUGUGUGUUUCUCUUAGUACAUACAGUUCAAGGUAUAGCAAGUGUACCCACACAGACAGCAUUCAACAAAAACUGCCUCAACUUUUUUGAGAAAAAAUACUUUAUUCAUAAGUAUCAGUUUUGUUCUCAUGUACCUAAAUUGUGGAGAAAAUGAUUGCAUUCCAUGAACUGCCUGCAGACCUUAGCAAGCUCUUCAAAAAGUAACUCCAUAGUACACAGGAGCACCUGCAUCCGAGAGCAUGCUUACAUUUUACUGUUCUGCAUAUUACAAAAAAUAACUUGCAACUUCAGAUAACUUCUUUGACAAAGUAAAUUACGUUUUUGAUUGCAGUUUAUAUGAAACUAUACGAAGUUUUUAAUAAACUGCAUCGAGAUCCAACAGGCUAAAUUGUUAAAAAAAAAUCAAUAAAGAUUCUUAAAAGAAUUACAGUUGUGUUCAAGUUUGCUAUUUGAAAAAAAGGAUGAGGGACAGUGGUACUGAAUGGUCCUGGAUCCAAUGCUAUUCAAGGUAUUAGUUAUCAUAGCUGAGAAUGGAACUGAAGCAGUAUCUUAUAUAAAUAAUUUUGAGAUGGUGGUCCUUUCAGGAUUUAAAUAAAGAAUUUGAAUAUUCAUAUGAGUAGACUUCUCAUGGUCCCAAAGUUAAUGCUAUUCAAAAAACAAUUUUGUGAGAGCAUUAUAAAGUUGGUAAUAAGGAAGAGCUCUGUAAGAAAAACAGUUAACAGUUUGAGGCUUUUUCAAGACUGAUUAAGUUUUUAGACUAGAACAAAAUUAUUUACUUAAAACUCUCCAUAUGAAAUUGUUCUAGGAGUGUAUAGAGUAUAAAACAAAUAGAAUGCAAAUAAAUGUAUAAAAAUGAAGUGUCUUAAAGACAGAAUAUAUUAAAAUAAAACACUUUAAAAUAUAAGUUUAAAAAAUUUUCCUAAGAUCGUAAUGUAAGUUGAAACUUAGAUUUUCUUGAGAAUAAGUGUAAAAAAAA